Molecule: messenger RNA, 1857 nt
Organism: Closterium sp. Naga37s-1
Lineage: Eukaryota; Viridiplantae; Streptophyta; Zygnematophyceae; Desmidiales; Closteriaceae
Source: the annotation of a GenBank genome assembly
AUGGCGCGCGGACUGACAGCCGUGGUGCUGGCAGCCGCGCUUGUCCUAACCCCGCCUCUGCCUACCCCCGUGCUGCACUGGAGAUUGGACGACUCGCAGCAGUCGCAGCUGUCGCAGCAGUCGCAGGCGGAGCAGCCGUUGGGGCAGGCGGGGCAGGCGCAGGAGGGUGAAUGGGAGGCGCAGGCGCAGCAAUGGCGGAGGGCAGGGUUGGGGGUGGGGGUGGAGGUGCGAUGGGACGACGGCGCAGCGCAUGCUUUCCUACUGGAAAAGAUCAAGACGCUGGAGCGCUCCUUGGAAAGCCUGGUCACCUCCAUUAAGAACGGCAAGGCACUUGACAAAUUCAUCACUGUGUGGACAGGCCCUCUGGUGACAUCAGACGUGGUGGACGCGCAGGUCAAGGCAGUUCUCGACGCUGAGAAGAGGGAGGCGGGAUUUAACCUGGAGCGCAUUGGGGAGUAUGUUGUUGAUGCAGCUGCCGAUGCUGCUUCCAAGCUCUCUCGCUUCACUCUUGCAGCGGAGGGCGAGGUCUCUGCGGUGGCCGCAACAGGGCUCGUGGAGGGUGCAUUCGAUAAGUUCCUGGCAUUUGAGCUGUCAACAGUGUUCUCCCACCUGCAGCGCCUAGCCAUCUUCGCCCCCAUUGUCGCCGCUGGCAUGUGGUGGCAAAUGCAGGGUCGGAAUGUCUUCUCUUGGGAUGGGAAAGAGGUCUCCCCUGACGGCAGCAGCAGCAGCAGGUCGGGAGGAGGAGGGCAGGGCGGGUGGGAGUCGGAGGAGGAGGAGGAGGCGAGGCAGCAGCGGGCGCUGCGUGUUCGGAGGGAGCUCCGGCGGAUCGAGCUUAAAGCAGAGCUCAGAGACGAGCUGGCUGCUCUCGGUGAGAGGGCUUUGAGGCCAGGCAUGCCCCCUUCGUCCACGACAGCAGCGGAGCGCAAGGAGGUGGAGGACCUGCUGCUGCAGCUCUGCCAGCUCGGCCCACCUAUUGGAUACCUCACGGGCGGAGCAGCAGACGGAGGGGACUGGGAGGGCGGAGGGGUGCAGGAGUGGGGCGAGAGCGAGGGUUGGGAUGGGGACGGUGGUGCCGGAGGUGCUCCGCUUACGCAUGGAUCGUGGGUGCUCAUCUAUGCUUCAUGCGACCCCGAGCCUCCUCCAUCUACGGACCCGCCUCCCCUGCCGGCCAUUCCCCUCUCGCCCAUGCAGCUGCUGCUCCGGGCGGCAGAACUGCCGGGCGUGGAAAUCGCACGGCUGACUCAGCAAAUCGGAUCUGAUUCCGGUGGCUUUUUGACUGGCGCAGGGGGGGGAGCUGGGGGAGGAGGAGGAGGGGCGGGAGGGAAUGGGGAUGGGAGGGCAGGGAGGGAGAGUGAGGGAGAUGGUAGUGGUGUAGGGGAUGCUCUGAGUGGAGGGGGAGGAGGGGUGGGAGCGGGUGAUUCUUCUGACGUUAUAUCCAAAGAGUAUGUGGAUUUAAAGCUCGGUGCAUUGGGGAAAUUUCGCCUUGGCUUUUCCUCCUCCUCCUCCUCCUCCUCUUCCUCCUCCUCCUCUUCCUCCUUUUUCCCCAACUCUCAAGACUCCCAGCAGCAGCAGCAAGCAGCAUCCCAGCAGCAGCAAGGGCAGUUGGCAGGGCUCUUAACGUCCUUCUCCUCGCUCUCCCUCCAGCCUCUGGAGGUCUGGGGCAACACCGUUCCCUCUGAUGACCUCCCGCUGCUCACGCUCACUCUCCCCGUGCCCCAGGCGAUACAGAGGGCUGUGGCUGCGCGUGCAGCCACGGCAGCGGGGGGUGAGUGGGUGACGUGCUACGUGGAUGAUGAUUUGAGGGUGGAUUGCAACGAGGAAGGGCUGUUCCUCGCGUUUGCCCGCGCAAGUGAAUGA